Messenger RNA from Humulus lupulus (European hop), 624 nucleotides. RefSeq lists its product as uncharacterized. Gene Ontology annotation, molecular function: protein dimerization activity. The transcript has a single exon. The coding region runs from base 1 to 624 and encodes 207 amino acids. NCBI's taxonomy places the organism in Eukaryota, Viridiplantae, Streptophyta, Magnoliopsida, Rosales, Cannabaceae. The record is from RefSeq and is a predicted model, not a curated record.
AUGUGUGAUUUGCAGAAGAAAAAAAAAUUUGAUGAAAUAAUUGAUGAUGAUGAUAUAGUAAAAUCUGCUGAACAAUCAUUUCGGAUUGAUUAUUUUCUUUUCAUGAUUGAUCAAAUUAUUUGUUCACUUAGAAAUAGAUUUGAACAAUUUCAAGUGUAUGCAAAAAAUUUUGGACUUUUAUUCAAUUUGAAGAAACUAAAAGCAUUGAAUGAAGAUGCUUUAAAAUAUCAUUCUUUAAAUCUCGAAAAUGUUUUAAAAUAUAAUAGAUUUUAUGAUAUUGAUGGUUUAGAUUUGUUUUCGGAAUUAAAAGUGUUGAGAGUAAUUUUUCCAAAUGGAAAUAGAAAUUCAAUUGAAAUACUUGAUUACAUAAAAAAUAUUGAUUCAUUUCCAAAUGCAUACAUUGCUUAUAGAAUAUUGCUAGUUAUUCCUGUAACAGUUGCUUUAGAUGAGAGAAGUUUUUCAAAAUUGAAAUUGAUAAAGUCUUAUUUAAGAUCAACUAUGUUGCAAGAACAAUUGAGUGGAUUGACAAUGUUAUCUAUUAAGCAUAAUUUGCUAGAUAAAGUUGAAUACAAUGAUUUGAUUAACAAAUUUGCAUCCCAAAAAGCAAGAAAGAUAAAUUUUUAA